Oryza sativa Japonica Group (Japanese rice) is the source of this 694-nucleotide messenger RNA. RefSeq lists its product as uncharacterized. Lineage: Eukaryota; Viridiplantae; Streptophyta; Magnoliopsida; Poales; Poaceae. The record is from RefSeq and is a predicted model, not a curated record.
UGGUAAGAGGGGAGAUGCAAACCAAAGCAAAUACCAUCACAGAGAGAGGUCGAGAGAUGGCGACAAAUAGGAUGGCAGUGGCGAUCAUGGUGCAGUUGCUGGCAACGGCGGCGGCGGCGGCGGCGAAGUCGUCGGAGCCGGCCCUUACCGGCAGCAGUAUCUCCGCCGCCGACGACGACCUGGCGUCGAAGGUGGGGAUAAGGAGGCUCCUUCAGGACGGCGGCGACUGCAUCCCUAACUACAAUGUUUGCUGCAGCAACUGCGGCUGGCCGUUCGAACGGACCAAUUGCUGCGACCCGGACAACUACGUGUGCCAGUACUGGCCGGAAAUGGAUCCAGCACAUGGCCAGGACUGGUGCAUUCCUCGCAAUUACUGGAGUACUUCCUCCCCAUAAUGUUUGUUCAGUUUUAUAUCUUCACAAUUUGAUUUUUUUUUGAAGAGAGAGUAAGCCUUAAGGCCAUGGAAAACGGUCCGUUCUGUUAACGUGAUCGCCCGAAUCAAAACUCCAUUUUUAGCUAAUAAUUGGCCGUAUCCCAUUUAAUCGUCUGAAUAAUCAUUCACAUGUUAUACUUGAUGGGUAGUAUUUGGGACCUUUUUUAGUAUUAUUUUUUUCUACAUAUUUUGUUUUACUUAUUCAAUAUAAUAUAACAAAACAUGUCGCUGUUUGGUGAAUAAAUGUCGCUGUUUUCUACA